CCCCUUCUUUUCCCAAACGCAAACAAACAACGCCCGUUCUCCACAACAAGCGACUCUCUCUCUCUCUCCUCCAACUAAAAUCCCAAGCCUCCCAAGUCUCUCCGACCAUGGCUCCCCGGGAGAGGCCCAACGCCGUCACCGUCGCCGUCAGCCCCAGGCCCCAGGGCGGCGCCAAGGAGAUCCGCUUCCGCGGCGUCAGGAAGCGGCCGUGGGGCCGCUACGCCGCCGAGAUCCGCGACCCAGGCAAGAAGACCCGCGUCUGGCUCGGCACCUUCGACACCGCCGAGGAGGCCGCCCGCGCCUACGACACGGCGGCGCGUGAGUUCCGCGGCGCCAAGGCCAAGACCAACUUCCCCACCGCCGACGAGCUCGUCGUCGCCGUCGCCGCCGCCGCCCGCAGCCCCAGCCAGAGCAGCACCGUCGACAACGCCUCCCCUCCGCCGCCCCCGGCGCCGCCGGCGCUGGACCUCAGCCUCGGCGGCUUCCCCUUCGCCGCCGCGUACGCCGCCCCGGCCGCGUGCUUCCCCGUCGUCCCGGUGGCGCGCCCGGUGUUCUUCUUCGACGUCUUCGCCCGUGGCGGGCAGGUCGGGGACAGCUUCCCCAGGGAUUGUAAACCACUCCGCCCCGCGGUGAGCGAGUUUUUCCCGACGGUCGGGAGCGGUGGGGUGAAGAGCGAGUCCGAUUCGUCGUCCGUCGUGGACUCCGACGUGACCCCUCGCAGCAGAUCGUUCCUCGAUCUCGACCUCAACCAGCCUCCGCCGGCCGAGGCGGCUUGAGAUUUUCUUUUUUUUUUUCCUCCCGGAGGGACCGUCUUGAUCGGCGGCGGAUUUGCGAAUUUUUCGGUGGCGAUUCCUGUUUUCUGUGGUUCGAAGUCGAAGACGGAAAGCGGAUCUUCCAUGUAGAGAGAGAAAAUAGCCUGACAAUUAAUUUUCGGUUCGGCGGUUGACGGUGACGCCAAAAUUAGCUGAUGACGACAACGAUGACUUAGAUAUGUAUAUAAGUGAUUAAAUAUAACUCCAGUUUUUUAGCAACUGGGAAAUCCUCAAGCGUUUCUCAAAUUGUUGUUUCAUUUAUGUCCUUUUUUUUUUUUUUGGGUCCCUGUAAUACAUAUUUCGGAUAUUGGAAAUGUCGAGAUCUAGUCUUCUAUGCAAUUUUGCUUGCUUUGA
Messenger RNA from Eucalyptus grandis, 1166 nucleotides. RefSeq names its product ethylene-responsive transcription factor 4-like. Bases 108 to 776 code for a protein of 222 amino acids. Gene Ontology annotation, molecular function: DNA binding; DNA-binding transcription factor activity. The record is from RefSeq and is a predicted model, not a curated record. NCBI's taxonomy places the organism in Eukaryota, Viridiplantae, Streptophyta, Magnoliopsida, Myrtales, Myrtaceae. Gene Ontology annotation, biological process: regulation of DNA-templated transcription. The transcript has a single exon.